Molecule: messenger RNA, 1677 nt
Organism: Hypoxylon trugodes
Lineage: Eukaryota; Fungi; Ascomycota; Sordariomycetes; Xylariales; Hypoxylaceae
Product: transmembrane amino acid transporter protein-domain-containing protein
Exons: 4
Coding region: 1-1677 (558 amino acids)
Biological process (GO): amino acid transmembrane transport
Cellular component (GO): endoplasmic reticulum
Molecular function (GO): amino acid transmembrane transporter activity
Source: RefSeq, a predicted model, not a curated record
AUGGCCAAGGCCACGACUCAUAGCUCCUCUAGUAGAGAGCAACCUCGAAACACCAGCUCCACCACAGCUCCCUCUGAUGAAGAACAACACGGUUUGCUUGCUGGCAAUACCUCCGAUGAAGACGACGAUGAAGAUGGCAUAAUAGUACAUCCAGGCGACACUAAGGCCGAUGGUUCAGACGAAGAUCAUCACAGUUCUAUUCGACCUCCGCAUACUCCGAAAACCCCUAAUCGAGUACGUUUCGAUUUAGUACCUACAAACAUUCCACCGCCAGCGAAUGGCCACGAUUACUCUACCGAGCCCUCCGAUUACUUCGAUGUUGCCGAACCAGACAGUCCUAUCGGCGACGAUUCCACACCGCGACACCCUCUCUUAACCGAUAUCGAAGCACCGUCCGUAACGCUAGCAAAUAGUCUCGACAAUGAUGUACACGAAUGGGCUGAACGGGAACGUACUCGGCCCAAGUCGGGUCUACGUUCGGCGUUUAUGAAUAUGGCCAACAGUAUCAUUGGAGCCGGUAUCAUCGGUCAACCUUACGCAUUCAAGGACGCGGGUCUAUUAGCAGGCAUCAUAUUACUCAUCGUAUUGACCAUUGUCGUCGACUGGACCAUCCGGCUUAUAGUUAUCAACAGCAAACUCAGCGGCGCGAGCAGCUUCCAAGGGACAGUCGAACAUUGCUUUGGCAAAACAGGAUUGAUUGCUAUAAGCAUUGCGCAAUGGGCUUUCGCGUUUGGCGGCAUGGUCGCAUUCGGCAUCAUCGUGGGCGAUUCGAUACCUCAGGUUUUACAUACCAUCUUUCCUGGGUUGGGUAGUACACCUGUAUUAUGGAUCCUAGGCGAUCGCAGGGCGGCCAUUAUUCUUUUCAUUCUUGGAAUAAGUUAUCCUUUAACAUUAUAUAGGGAUAUUGCGAAACUCGCAAAAGCAAGCACACUUGCUCUGAUCAGCAUGAUCAUUAUCCUGAUUACGGUCGUCGUUCAAGGUGCUCUUACGCCAGCGGAAAACCGCGGCUCUUUUUCUUUACAAUUACUUACAAUUAACGAUGGCAUUUUUCAGGCCGUCGGUGUUAUUUCCUUUGCAUUCGUCUGUCAACAUAACUCUCUUCUAAUUUACGGUUCUCUAAAAACACCCACGAUAGACCGUUUCGCAAAAGUGACGCAUUAUUCUACAGGCGUCUCCAUGCUGGCAUGCAUGACCAUGGCCCUCGCGGGUUUUCUUACAUUCGGAGAUAAGACGCUCGGAAACGUACUCAACAACUUCCCCGCCGACAAUACGAUGGUUACUUUCGCGCGGCUCUGCUUCGGACUGAACAUGCUUACAACGUUACCGCUGGAGGCGUUCGUAUGUCGGGAAGUCAUGCUUAAUUAUUGGUUCCCUAACGAGCCGUUUAAUAUGAACCUCCACCUGAUCUUCAGCUCUGCAUUGGUCGUGUCGGCCAUGACGUUGAGCUUGGUGACGUGUGAUCUCGGUGUGGUUUUCGAGCUCGUGGGGGCGACGAGUGCCUGCGCGUUGGCGUAUAUUCUGCCGCCGCUGUGUUAUAUCAAACUAAGCUCUCGAUCGUGGAGAACAUACGUCGCUAUGGGCAUCGUGGCGUUUGGAUGUGCGGUUAUGGUUAUUAGCAUGUUCCAAGCUGUAGGCAAGGUGAUCAAAGGCGGGGGCGAGCCGUCUCAAUGCGUCUAG